AUGAACGGAGGCCGCUUUGACUUUGACGACGGAGGCUCCUAUUGUGGCGGAUGGGAGGAGGGAAAGGCGCACGGCCACGGCGUCUGCACGGGUCCCCAGGGCAAAGGCGAGUACGCGGGCGCAUGGCACUACGGCUUUGAGGUGUCCGGCGUUUAUACAUGGCCAUCUGGCAACACCUACCAGGGCCAAUGGCAGAACGGGAAACGCCACGGGCUCGGCAUCGAGGCACGCGGAAGAUGGGUCUACCGCGGAGAGUGGACACAGGGGCUGAAAGGCCGCUACGGUGUCCGCCACUCGACGACGAAUCAAGCGAAAUACCAGGGCACAUGGAGCGCCGGAUUCCACGAUGGCUAUGGCACUGAAGUGUACGCCGAUCAGGGCUCAUACCAGGGCCAAUGGCUUCGCGGGAUGCGCCACGGCUACGGCAUGCGCAAAAGUGCCCCCUACACCGUCGCCGCAAAGUUUCGCAACAAAUCACAGACGAACGCCUCCCUAACGAGUUUACGAAGCGGCCGCGGCGAGGAGCAGGAAAAUAAGGAACGGGUAGAUGGCCGAGGCGGUUUCGUGCUCAAGGCGAACAGCUCGGCGCCGGCACGCCGGAGACGCUCACUCUCUGAGCGAUCCCUGGCCGUGAAACGAACGAUUCUUUCCGGACUUCGGAUACAAAAGCAGCACAGCACCGGAGAUAUCCAUCAGCGUGUCACCUCGAUGACCGGUUCGUUGCGCUCGAGUGGGAGCACGAUGAGCUGCACCUCCGAAGAUUCGCUUCAUCGAGGGCGCGGCGAUUUUGCAGCGCAGGAGCUGGACGUGAAGCCGGCUGAGCGGGACGCGUCGCGGCUUCGGCCCGGCGAUGCUCCAUAUAUCGGCUAUGAUGAUCAUGUGGUGCCCGAAGAGCCAAAGUCGCGCAAAGAUCGCGCGAAACACGCAUUCAGAACGCAGAAGAUACGACGGGACCAGAAGUACAGAUCAAUGUACCAUGAUGAGGCUCUGGUAGUCGAGGAUGUGGAAAAACGAUCGAGAUCCCGACCCGAUUUGAGCCUUGAGGCACAGAUCGAUUACGGGGGUCAUCGAAAAUGUGCGCGGCAUCCGAAGGGGCCCGUCUCCAAGCAGGACCCCUCCGAAUUCCUGAGCCGAUCGCGAAUCGUGCAGGGUGUCGUCGGGGAGGGAAGUCAGUGGGAGUUGAAAACGGCCGGCUACAGACUACAUGAUGGGGAUGAGGAGUGGUCGAAGACGAUGCCGGUCAACCGGAUGCAGGUCGGGGAGAAGCUCGCUCAUCCCGAAGACCCGCAAUUCCGGACGAGAACCCUCCCCAGAAGCCAUCGGAGCAGGGAGAUUGAUUUUGGGCCGGUGGACGCGCCUGAGAACCUGUUGAAGUUCUUGGCGCACAGAAACCAGUCGAUCAUCAUGUUGUCCUUCGGAAAUCGAUCACAAAGCCCUCUCCCAGAAACAAAGCGCAAAGUCAAGCGGCUAUCCCGCGACUUUGAAGACGGGGGCGAAUAUUUUAAAGUCAUACCGGAAAUCGUUGGCAACAUUCCAAUAAGCGAGGAAAGAUCUAACGCGAAUUCGGAAGAAACUCUUGAUCCGGAACCCCGGGUUCCCGAAUUGCCAGAAUAUUGCAGAUGGACCGGCACGCCGGCCAGGAGAAAUUGGGCUGAACGCCGGGAUUUGUGCCAAUCUGUACUUGUCGAACAAGUGGAAACAGUACCGAAUCGGAGGAUAGUCACGGAAUGCGGGCCCCCAAGAGGGGUCGAAGGGCACAAACAUGCUUGUGCAGCCUGUAGAAAACGGGCGGCGAGUAGGGAUCGAAGGGAGCCGAAGCGAAUUCAUCGAUGUGAUAGGGAUGAGGAGAUUGGGAAGACGGGACUCGUUUGCUUGUCUAUUGCUGAAGAAAACAUUGAUGAAAAUGCCAUCGAAACCUACUGCGGAGAAUGGAAAAAUGAUGCUCGAUCGGGAUUCGGCGUCUGUGAAAGAACCGACGGCCUAAAAUAUCAUGGCGAAUGGUCGAACAACGCGAAAAACGGCUAUGGCGUCACAACGUUUCGGGAUGGAACGAAAGAAGAGGGCAAAUACAAGAACAACGUGCUGGUGGUGUCCACGAGACGGCGCGGCAUGCUGUUUGUACGGUCUUCGAAAAUCCGAGAACGUGUUGAGGCCAGCGUUGAGGCGGCGAAUCGGGCGGCGAGUAUUGCACAGCAAAAGGCCGACAUCGCAGCGUCGAGGACGAGUACCGCAAAGGAACGAGCAGAGCAGGCUACGCUGAUGGCCCAGCAGGCUCAAGAAGACUCGAACGUCGCCCGAAUCCACGCCAAGCAGUUCGACCCGUCGUUCAAGCAGCCGGGCACGGAUAUCAUGCGACGGCAACUCCUCGAAUCUUCACAUGCCGCCCAGGAAUCGUUCGACGCUAUCGAGCACCCGUCACGGAGCUACUCGCGAGCACAAUCACAGCAGCCCUCCUUCGAGCAACAGCCCUCCUUCGACAUGGGCGAGCCGUCCGGCCACGGCAUGCCCUACGCAAACCACGUCGGCUACGCCCAGCAAAAUCAUCUACCCCCCGGCGCCACCACCAUCCACCCCGAUGUUCACGUCAAUUUUGCGGACACGCCGACGAUCGAGCUGAUCCCCCCGCAGACGCCCAUCCAAGGCCAAAUGCCCCACGACCUCAUCUACAGACACCAUAAUCAGCAGCAGUUGUACUACAGCCCAAUGCCCGGACAGCCGAUGGGUGCCCCGCCGCCGCAGAUGAACUACCAACAGCAGCACGUCAUGCAGCAUCAGCACCCGGGAAUGAUGGCACAACAUGCCAUGCACCCAAGCACCAGCAUGAUGCAGGGCGGCUACGGCGCCUAUCAACAGCCCAUGCAACCAGGACAGCACCCCCAACAACAGCAACAGCAGCCCCAGCAACACCAACAGGUUCAACAGCCUGGCAUGCAAGCCGCUGCCCUCGCCACGUCGCCAAACAUCCCGCACGCCGAAGACAUGCCCACACAGCCACACGAUCCGGGCGAAAGUGGCCCGUCCGAGUCACAGCCGCCCUCGCAGAAGCCGUCGGCACUCGGCAGUUUAUUCGCCUCAUCGCAGCAGGGCAGCUCAAAGUCCGGGUCCAGGUUCUCCCUGUCGGACGAUCACUACGAUCAAUAUGUCAUGGCCGGAAAUCCGCAACAAUCCAAGAUACGCCGCAAUCGCCCGUCACUCACCCGCCAGACGGACCACAUCAACGAGAAUAAUCCAAAUUUCCUGAACCGACGCUCGACAUUGGCCUCCUCGCGAGACCGUGCCGCACCAUCAGCCGAGACACGCGACGCGGAAACGGACGAGAACAUGGGAUCAUUGCCAAAUUUGGCGGCCCUUGAACAAACGGGACUCCGGUUGAGAAGAGAAGACGCCGCCCGAUUGGCACACCAACGACGGCAAGAAGUGUUGCGGGAAGAAGAGGAACGAGUACUGCUACGUGCAAACCCGCUUCGCUAUCUCGUACAUCCGGCCUUUCGGGCAUGGCUGCUGCGCUUCAAAGUGCCUCUAUUGCUGGCGGUGGCCAAUCUCUCGCUGCUGCUCCUCUUCUACCAGGUGCUCACCUACGAGAAGAAGAAGUCCCCGAAAUCG
This is a messenger RNA of Mesorhabditis spiculigera, 3603 nucleotides long. The record is from the annotation of a GenBank genome assembly. Lineage: Eukaryota; Metazoa; Nematoda; Chromadorea; Rhabditida; Rhabditidae.